AUGAUAAUUGAAAAAAAUAGUAGACACAGUUGGGAUGCCAUUGUCAAAGUGGAGGAAGUCAUUAAAAAACUCAUCGAAAAAUUAGAUUAUAAGGAAGAAUAUAGUCUGCAACCCAAAGUGUCCGCUGAAUAUUUACAUAAUCCCAUAAGUAAUCAGGUAAUUUUGGAACAAAAGACAAAUCAGACGGCAAUACUUUCUAUAAUUCCUUCCUCCACGACAACAACGAUUUCCGUUGCAAAUUCUUCCGGGACGCCUCAUAUAAAUACGGUUGACUCAAGACCCCAGGACUCGGGUAAAACCACUGUUAAUUCGAUUAGGGAAUCACUCACGGACAAACAAAAUAAAAAAACUUCAGAUGAAAAACAAACGGACUUUAAAAAAGACUUUGAUGGUUUUAAUGUGACGCACGAACCCGAUACGUUACAAAAAAUUUGCAGAAAUACCGAAUCAAAUUAUUCUUCCGAAGAUUCGUAUAAAAAACCAUCCAACGUGGAUUUAUUAACGUCAAGUCGAGAAAAACUAUUAAAAGCCUUGCAAAAACAAUUGACUCCCGUUCAGAGUAACCAUCACAAAUCCGAUUUAUUCUCUACAGAAAGUGUCAUUUCGAAAAUUAGUGGUUCACAAAGUAUUAGUGCCUAUAACUGUUUAAAAAAUUGUGAUUAUGACAAUGAGAGUGAAAAUAAUUUAGAAAAUGGUAAAAAGUCGAAAAUUGAAAGCGUUAAAUCGAAUAGUGAUGAUGUAAGCACAGAUGACAAAGACUCCAUUAAAUUUGGUGAAAAUGAAAAAGAAAGUGAAAAAUUGAGUCCAUUUGUACAGUUUCAUUCUUCGGUUUCUUCACAUAAAAAACACAAAUCUUACUCGCAUGCGAAAAGUGAUUCGAUUAAUUUAAAAUCAAAACAAAAAUUAAAAGAAAAAUUAUCAGCCGAUAUUUGCGAGGUACAUAAAGUACCGGGUAAAAGUAUUGGUGGAUCUUUGAGAUCAUUAAAAGACAAAAAAUUUUCCGAUGCCGAUGAAGAUGAUGAAUUAAUUAAACAGGACAAAAUUUGCGAAUCUGAUGGGAAUUCUAAUGACACUGCGGAAUGUUUACAGAGUGCGUUUCAAGAACACGAUAACAAAGAUAAAAUAAUCGUGAAAAAACACGACAUUCGGCCGACUCAAAAGGAUGAAAAGGAAAAAGAGAAAAAAUUAACGCAUUGCGAACGAGAGGGUGAUUUGGAUUCACAAAGAAAUAAAAAAGAAAGUAAUCAUCAUCAUCAUCAUCAUCAUCAUCAUCAUAAAGCGGUCGAAUUUCGUAAAAAUGACAAAAAAAAUGAUAAAACGAGUAAAAAAUGUCACGUGAAAACGUCAGGAUCAAAUAGUAUUAAUGAUAAAGAAUUGAUAGAAGCUGCCAAAGAAAAUUAUAAAUCUUUACCACCUAAUCUUUCGAAAAUAAAUACGACGGAAAAGAAAAAAUUUUCCGACUCUCUUUUACUUGAUUCCCUCGAAUCAUCUCCGGGUGUGAAUGAUUUGAAUAAAAAAGACAUGAUUGAUGAUACCUUAAACCGUGUGGAACAAUUUACGAACAAACUUGAUUUUAUUUCUCAAUCUAAAACGAAAACGAAUAAUUCAAGUCAUACUAAUAAAUUAAUACACGAAAAGUGUGGAAAUGAAUGCGAUGAACCUCCUACCCAUUCAGUUCUCACUGAUGCCAUUUCAAAAAAAUACACGGAUUUAAGUAAAGAUUCGAAUACGAAAAUAAUAAAUAACAAUUUGAAAAAAAUGGGAAAUGUGAGGACUGCUAAAGAUGAACAGUAUUCAAUACGUCACGGGGGUUUAAAUGCAGCAGUGUCAGAAAAUAAAAAAAAUUUUAAAGAAAAAAGACCUGUUUUGGAUUUACCUUUGCCGAAAUUUGAACACAGUUUCGAAACGACGACGGAUUUAAUAAACAAUCAAAAGUUUUCAAAUGCCGGAGAUAAAAAAUGUACGAAAAAUAAAAAACUUAUACCAAUAAAUUCUUGUUCGACGGAUUUGAAAAAUUUGAACGGUUCGGAUACGAAAUCUCCAAAACCACUCAAUUGCCGUAUAAAUACGAGCAAAAUGUCGUCGUUAGAUCCAAGGCUAUAUCAUUCUGCUUAUUUCGGUAUUCGAAACAUUCGUAAAUCUGAUCAAAUCACUCAAAAAUGUUCUUCGCUAAACGAGAAAAAAAAAACAUCGGAUUCAUGUAUUGUAAAUAUUUCAAAACAAAAUCAAGAUACGACCGUGUCUCAUAAUAAUAAUAAUAAUAAUAAUAAUAAUUCAAAUAUUAAGUUUUCCAACGCCUGCACACCGCAUACGGAACCGACCAAUUUGAAUCAUCACUCCAGUAAAGAGCCUCUGGAAAAUAAAACAUCUCAAGAUUAUUCGACACCCAAAUCAUAUGCAGAAUACAGACGAAUAAAUUUAAAUGAAAAAGGGAAAAACGCUGACCAGUCGUCGCAGUCGGAAAAGAAAAUUAAAAACGAAACGUUUAAUAGUAAGAAAUUAAAUGGUGCAAGUGGUACGAUGAGAAAAAAAAUAAAUUUCAAAAAAAAAAAGAAAUAUAAAAAGUAUAGAAUAAAAAAACAAGAAGGUGAUGAUACUUUGGCUUCAAAGGCAGAACCGUGUAAAAUUUCUUGUGAUAAUGAUGGUGCAAAAGAUGGCGUCGAAACGAAAAAAAAUGAAUCAUUUAAUAAAGAAUUAAUUUCACCGUUGGAAAAUUUAUACGAACCGGAAACGUUGCCGAAAUACAAUCAAAACCACAGAUUGAAAAACUUUAAAAUUCCUAAAAGGAAACGUGGGGUUAAAGGAAAAGACGGCGCGUUCGUUAAAAAUGAUGAUGGAGUGAAAAACAAAACUGAAAAAGGUAGCACGGAUUUCGAUUCGAACGUAAACAAAAAAGAAAUUUCUUCUGCGACUGCAAAGGCAUCGAAUGUCAUUUCCCAAGAUGAAAAAAACAAUAAGGAGGAUCUCCCGAUGGAUAGUCUUACAAAUAAGUCCGAAAAAAACAUAAAUAAAAGUUCUAAGAGUAAAGCAGAAGAAAAGAAAAUAGAAAAUAAAGUAAACAAUGCAACCUCGGAAAUUAACGGUUGUAAAGAAAAUUUAAAUAAAAAUGUAGACGAACCAGAAAUUUCAUUCAUUAAAGAAAUCAAGACUGAAAAAAAAGAACGAGUCGAAGAAAACGGGGAAGAAAAUUUUCUUCCCACCCGAGAAAAUCCUUUGAAUAAAAAUGAUGAUCCUUUGAAUAAAACCAAAGAACUCGAUUUGAAUAAAGAAAUAACGAAAGAAAUUCUAGAAGCUUUCAUUGUAAAAUCUCUAGAAUCUGGAAAAGGAGAAUUAUUGUUGGCUCAAGCAAAACUCUUUGAAAAAUUAUCAAGAAAAUUAAAUUCGAAAAAGUUGAAAACGAUAAAAAAAAUAAUAAAUUCGGAAAGCGACAGUAGUUUUUCAUCUGAUUCCUCGUCGGAGUACGAGGUUAAGAAAAAAAAGAAGAAAAAAUCAUUUGAAAAAUCUAUGAAAAAAAGGAUGAAAAAAACAAGGAGAAUUCGAAAAAUUCAAACAACUUCCGAAAGUGACAAUGUAAGCGAAGAAGAAGAAGAAGGAGAGGGAAUUUCAAACGGAAAAAAUUGUACAAACGAUGAAGAAAAAGAUGAAAAUUCUGGUAAAGUAAUACCUUGCAAUAAUAAUAAUAAUAAUACCGUGGAAAAUGAAAUUCUAAGCGACAAAGAUUCGGGUUCGAAUUUCGAAAAUACUGAAUCGCACCAUUCAAAUAUUGAUGCUGGAAAAUCUGUGGAUAAAAAUGGAAUCGAACAGAGCAAAAGUAAAAAUACAUCAGAAUCCGAUAGCGGAAAAAUCAGCCUGGAAAUGACGGACGAAAUGAAAAAAAUGAAGCAAGGUUCAAAAGGUAAACCUAAAAUGAAAACGGAAUUGGAUAGACUUCACGAUGACAUAAGGAGCAUGUUUAUUUGUUCUGAUGUUCUGACGGCUACGGGUUUGAGAAUGUGUCGACUUAUAAAAGAAAAUGAAGAAAAUAUUUACAAUGUGGACAUGGUGAAAGAAAGUGCGAAAAUGGUAGAAGAGGAAAAUGUGAAAAAAAUUAGAGUUCGUAAACGAAAGUCUAAAAGAAUUAAAGAAAACGAAACGGAAGACGUGUAUUUAAAUUUGGAAAAUCAUUCAGAUGAUCGGAUUUCCGAAGAAAGACUUUCCUCGCCUCUCGAGGAAAAUUUAAAAAACAAAGAAAAUGACUGCACGGGAAUAAAGGAUGGAGAAACUUCGAUUUCGAAACCCAUACCUCUGUUAAAAGAUUUCAAAAUUCGACCCUGCGUAGUUUUACACAAAUUAAACCUGAACGAUUUCAGGUACGGAUUAAAGGUUUCCAAAAGCAGCGUUGUUUUUGUAUCGAGUCCCGGUCACAAUGUAGCCGUGAGAAGUAGUAAAAAAUUAAAUUUUAGAAAAGUUCUGGAAAAGAGUGUGUACCUGAUGAGAAACGUGCGAAAAGUCGAAAGGUUAAAAAAUAAUAAUUUGAGGAAAGGAUACAAGCGAAAAAAUUUGAAUGAAAUAAUUGGAAAAUUGCCUUUGAAAAUAGCUAAAAUAAAACACUUAAAUUUUAACGAUACCGGAGCGGAGUGUAAAAAAAAACCGGAAACGAAUUCAUCUCCUGUCGAACCUUGUACGGAUGGUAUCAUAAAUUACGCAUUCGAGAAGGAAAAAGUUUUUUAUUCGUGCAAGCUUUGCCUUUUUGCGGGUGAAAAUAUUACGAUGCACUAUAAAACAUUUCAUCCCGAGUCAGAGGUUCUCAUUUCCAGACUUAGUAAAGCGGAAGCUCUUAAAGCAAUCGAAGAUUCAAAAGUGAAUAAUUACGCAAAACAUCAAAAUUCUACCGCCAUUUUGUCGAACGGUAAAACUAAAUCGUAUCAUUGCAGAAUGUGUUUGGAAAAAAAAAUUUCGGAUAUCCGUGGGUUUUUGUCUCACGUGUCUGAUCAUACGGGAGAAUACAAUUAUAAAUGUCCUGGAGAAAAUUGUACCGUCGUGUCAUCAUCUUCCGGUAGUCUUAAACUUCACAUUUUAUCCGUUCAUCCUGAUGGCAGGCAUGACUUGUACGGUAAAAUUACAAAAAACGUUUCGGUAAAUUACGAAAAUGAUAUUUUAUUCGGAUACAUGUGUUCGGAGUGUAAUUUCGUGCAAAUAAUAUUGGAAAAUUUAGAACGCCACGUACAAAAGUAUCAUUCGAAUGAUAAAAACGUUAAAAUUAUUAAAAUUAACAUGUCUGCUAAUUCACCUAAAAAGGAUUUUACCGUGAAAGAAAAAACCAACGAAUCAAAAACAACGAACCCUCUGGAAAAUAACGUAAGAGCUCCAGAGUCGAAUAUUGAACCUGAAAGUUUACAGGGUACGAAUGAUGGAAAAGUUAAAAAGAAAAAAAAGAAAAAGAAAAAACGGAAACGGAAAGACAGGAAUUUGAAUGUUGAAAUGGUUGACGGCGUUAAUAAUAAUAAGUUAGAGGAGGGUGAUGAGGGUGAUAAACCGCCUAAGAAAAAAAUGAGGUUGGCAGAACCGCAGGAAGGUUUAGUCCUAAACAAAAUUCUGAUUAAAAAUAAUAAAAUAUGCAAUGAAAAAGGAGUUUGUGGAAAGGAUGGAGAGGUGGCUAAUGUCGAACCUGAAAAACAAAUUCCCAAGCGCGACGAAACGUUCAAAGAUGGCAGCGCGGAAAAAGUUUCUAUCAAAACGGAAAAUGGUGACUGCGAGAAAAGAGAUUUGGAAAAAAAUAAGGAAAAAGUUAUUUCGAAUAUUUUACCGGAUAAAACAAUUUCGAAUUCUUUUGAAAAAAAUUCCGAACCGUGUAAAUCUUACCCGACAAAGUCGUUAAUGGAUAAUAAUAUAAAAGUUUUUGGAGUUGGACCUUUGGAAGCUUUGGUGUCGAAAAAUUCUGUCAUUUCUUAUGUGUGUAAGUCGGAAAAUUGUACAUUUUCUACUAAAUUAGUUAAUCAAUUUAACGAACACAUACGACAACGUCACACGAAUGUCGAAUGGAAUGGAAUAUGUAACAUAUGUAAAAUCACUCCGCAGUUAAAGGAUUCGACGUAUAAUUUAAUACAUGCAUUCAAUCAUUUACAAUAUCACGAAAGGCAUGAAAUAUUAGGUAAUAGAAUAUUAGAAAAAAAAGUAAAUUCCCUGAGAAAAAAUGCCGAUGAAAAAUUAGAAGUUGAAUCAUGUUCGAAUGGAUAUCCUUACCCGAAUUUUUCAUCAACUUCUAAAGAACAGGGAAAUUUGUCUUCAUCCGAAAAUUUAAGAACUUGUCUACCAAGUGUUCCUCUAUUAAGAGUUAGAACUUUAGUGGGUGAUCGACUUUCCACUCCGCGGGAAACAAGAUAUAGUUUUAUUAACAAUUCUACAGAAUCCAGUAAUUUGUAUCAUGAAAGAAAUAAUCCGCUAGCAAUGUUUACAAUAGAAAAUGUAAGAAGUUUAAAUCCAAGAAGUAAUCCGGAAGAUGUGAAUUUGCAAGUUGACGAUUUUGUUGUCGUUGGUAAUCAAGAAUUAUCCGUGGAAAAUAAUGACGUGUCGAAAAGUUCAGUGAUUGUGCGUUCGCGUCCCACAAAAAAAAUUGCUCUUUUGCCCGAUUCUAACGUUCGUUCGAUAGAAGUUAAACAAUUGCAAGUUGUCAAUACUUCGCCCGUGGUAAUAAGUUCGUUAUCGAAAGUUGCUCCAUUUCAAUUUGUUUCGGCAUCGGCACCCUCAAAUCCACCAUAUUCUACCCAGCCUUUGCUUGGCUCAUGUCCACCCCCGUUAUUACCUGUUUCUAAUGCUGUAGUUUUACCUUCCUCAGGCUCCGAUGCUGUACCUCCUCCAGCAUCUAAUGCUGUAAUUAUACCUAAAACCGUUUGCGGAGCUCCUUCCCCUUCCAUAUCUAACCCUUUGAAUUUAUCCGUAUCAUUACCAAUACUACCCUCUUCCACUAUAUCUAAUGAUUUAAUUAUACCCACGGCGACAAUAUCGAACGUGCCGAAUUCUACCGGGGUACCCGAAAAAGUUGUUUGGCCAACAUCCGUACUUACAUUACCGAAUACCGGAAUCCCUACAGUAACCGCUAACAUGUGCAGCCUUAAAAAGCAAAAUAAAGACAAUUUAGGUAUAACAUCAUCAUCUGCGGAGAGCAUUCAUGCCGAAUCGACGAUGAAAGGAAGUAAUAAUAAGCAAUCGAAACGCGUGCGUACCAAAGUUUACAAACCUAACGCAGAAGUAGUACCCUCAACGUUAAAUAAUGAAGAAAUUGAGCAAGUUAAACAAAAGUCAUUGGGCGGUGCACAAAAACUUAAUCCGCCGGGAUUGGGAAACAAAAGUGUAAAGAACUCGAAAAUUUAUAGAGAAAUGCUAACAAAAACAAAACUGUGUCAUCUUUUCAAGUGCAUGGCGGUUGAGUGUAGUUUCACGUGCAACAGUGAAAGUGUUUUCACGCAGCAUAUAGGUUUACACGAAGCUCAAAGACGAAUGAAAAAUCAAAAACCGAAUAAAAUGAAGGAAGUGGAAUCUUUGAAUAAAUCGAGGAAAUUUUGUUACUGGCAUCAAUGCGCUUAUUGCUGCGAAGUACUUUCUAAUUCCAGUUCGGCUCUCAGUCAGCAUAUUUUAACAGAUCACGGACAUUGCAUAUAUCAAUGUCCAUAUUGCUUUUACAGAGCGAUAUCUAAAACUUACGUAGAAAUACAUCAGAAUUUAGUUCAUUUUCAAUUCGAUGAAAAUCGAAUAAUUUACAAAUGCAAACAACUUUCAAAGACUCCCUCGCUGACGUCAGUUUUGGAAAAACAAGGAAGGAGACAAAGCGUGAGGCCUUAUCAUUGUGAUCAGUGUGGGAGUAAAUUUUACAUAACCCAAGAAUUUAUGAAUCACAUGACGACAGAGCAUCAAUCCGUAACUGCUUACACUUGCCACAUUUGUAAAAAUUUGUGCUUUAAAGCUGAUAGACUGAUAGCCCAUUACAAACUUCAUUCCUACAGCACUUACCAAUGCGCGUAUUGUUUACACGGAACCGAAACGGAAAAGGAAAUGAUGUUUCAUUUGUGUAAUUUUCAUUUUUCACAACCGCCAUACAUUUACGUUAGAGUUUUGGCUGAUAAUAUGGAAGGGUCUUCUAAUAAUAUUUUAUCAUUUGAUCUUUCUUCGAUAGUCGAAGAACUCGGUAUUAUUUCUGAAAAAAAUUCAAAUAUUAACGAAGCUCCUCUCAUUAAAGAACUCGCAUCCAUCACUCAAAAAAGUUCUAAAAACGUGUCGGUGACGAAUUUGCUUCCGAACGCACAAUUUUCAUCGGAAAAUGAAACUUCGGAAGAAAAUUGUUUUGUUUUGGUAUCGUCGGGCGUGUCCUCGAAUAAAGAACGUUCGGAGGAGAGAGAUAUGAGUGUACCUUUAGGUCAAUUAACGUUAGAUGUGGUCUCGUUAAAUAAACCGAAUGCGGGAAUAAAUAACAAGGGAAUGUCGAAUUCAUUUGUAAAAGGCAACGAAACGACUAACAAACCGGAACAAAAAGAAACGUUUGUUUCAAAUAAACCCGUACCUGAAGAAACAAACGCUCGUUCUUCAUCUGAACCUUUGGUGUCUGCAGCUUUUCAUAAACUGCCUCCGGUGGUUUCAAAUAAAAAAUAUUGUUCGAAAAUUAAUACUUAUUCAAACGCGGUAAAAAAUAGUACAACUACUGGUACAACUGAAGAAAAAAAUAAUAAAGAAAUGGGUGUCAACGUAAAAAAUAUUAGAAAAGAAAAUACGAUGAGUAUUUCUUUAAUGAAAGAAAAUGCGCCGGCUUUGUCAAUAAGUACCAGCAAAACAACAGCAUCCGAGAAAAAUGUUCAUUCCAAAAAAAAUAAAAGAGAUUCUUCUUCUUCUUCUAAUGUAAACACUAAUGAAGAUUUUGAAGACGGCAGUCAUUUAUUAGAACCUAUUAUAACAAUAUCAGAAGUUUGUUCUUUAUCAGGCAAGUCGGAAAAGUCAAAGGAAAGCGUGACAAUCAAAAAACCUGAUACAUCUCCUUCGAUAAGUAAUGCGACAGAGAUUUUAAAACCUCCUAUAAUUCGUCUUAAAGAUUUCUCUUUAAACGAAGACAAAAAAAAUACUGAUAAAAAUGAAAGAGAAGGUACGGGAGAGGAAUCAAGUGACGACGAUAAGUUUUUAAAGGAAUCGGUAAAAAGUCCCGAAGUUAUAAUUAUAAACGACAACGUUUCGAAAGAAGUAUUGACUGUCACGAUUGAUUCGGAAGAGGAAAAUGAACAGGACAAAAGUAGUCAAUUUUCCAACGGAGAAAAAAGCAAAUCAUCUCAGGUUCAAAACGAUAAUACCAUAAGGAAAGAAAUGGAAAAAUUAAGAAAUCAAAUGAACGAUGAAACCGAUUGUCUUUUGUUUGACGACGUGGCAACAUUUUCCGAUUCUGUUACGAAUAAGAAAUCGGUUAAAAAGUCACCCGAGAUUUCUGAAACUGUACCUGAACUUCCAAAAGAUUCAUCAAGCUCUCUUAAAUCCAAACAAAACGCAAAUAACACAAUUGAAACCAAGUGCGAAACUAAAUCGAAGGGAUGUUUGACUCCCAUUGAAGAAGCCAUUUGUUCGUUGAAUAAGAAAUUAGAAGAAGAAGGGGAGAAACAAAAAGUCGAAUCAAAUUUAAAAGAAAAAAGAACAAAAGAAGCAGGAGAAGAAGGGGAGGAGGAGGAAGAAGAAGGUAUUAAAACUAUUCCGCGAACUCGUUCUUUUACCAAAGAAGAAGCACGAAGAAAAAUAAGCGGGGAAGUUGACGUCAGUGACAGCGACGACAGCAGGCAUGGAAUGACGGAAGGUUUUAGAAAAAAAGUUAAAAAUUUCAUAACGGAUUUGUCUGGAAAAGAACUUUUCAUUUGCGGAAAUCAAAAAUGCGGUUUUACCGCGGAAAAUUAUGGUGAACUCAAGGAUCAUUUAUAUGUUUGCGAUCUUUCUCGUGAGUCGUCCAUGCUCAUGUGUCCUCAUUGUUCGAAACUCAUUAGGCAAUUUAACACAUAUCUCGACCAUUUAAAAUAUCACGGUGAAAAAAAGUUUUCUUGCGGAUUGUGCGGUUUUGCUUCUGCGGGUGAAUCAAGUUUGAUGAGACACGUCAAACAAAAACACAAAUGCGGGUCGUUGAGAAGCGUACCUAUGGAUCCUUCAAAAGAAGGAUAUUUAGUUUAUUAUCCUAAGGUUCGUAGUAAUAUGGUUCGCCAUUUGAAAAUUCAUUUAAAAUCAGAAAUAGAAGGUGUUGUGGUUGUGCCUUCAACAGCUCCAACGAAUCCAGUUCCAUGUUUAGACACCAAAGAAAAAAUGUUUGAUAAAAUGACUAACUUAGCCGCUAGUUCUCAACUAGCACAAGCCAAAGAAAAGACUGUUAUCGAGGCCUUAGCUCCUGAAGAAGAAGCCAAGUUACCACAAUUUAUUGCCGAACAAUUACGUUACAAGUGUUGCUUACCCGAUUGCAACUACAUAACCGUCGACGACGGUAUGCUUAAACAUCAUAUAAAAGCUUUACACGAUGAAUUAAACUGUUACAGUUGUCCGCAUUGCGGUGAUACGGUUAAUGCGGAUGUUCGAAAUGUAACGUUAGAUAAAAUAGGAUAUCAUUUAAAGUUACACGAUGGAAAAUUGUACAAAUGCGCUCAUUGUAAUUACUUUCAUUAUCAAAAGGCUGUCGUCGAAAAGCACACACUCGAAAAGCAUCCGGAGAAAAGGUAUUACGUUCACACGGUACGAGAGCCAAAAGGAGUCAAAGGAGAUUCUUCGUCGGAAGAACCACCACCAUCACCGUUCACGGACAACGUCGCGUCCAAAAUGUGGAAAUGCGGACUCUGUACGGAAUUCCAAAGUUAUUCUAAAAUGUCGGUGUCGGAACAUUUGGGAAAAAUACACGGUACUAAAUCGAAAUACAAGUGCCAGUUGUGCGACACGAAAUCGAAUCACUAUCAUUCCUUUUUCUCACAUUUCACUUCGAAACACGCGGGUGAAAAAGUUUCCUACGUUCGAACAAUAGAACAAGUGAAUUUAAACACGGCGGAUUCUUCGGAGUCGGCGAACGCGGAGUCGCCCUCCGACCGUUUCGACACGACUCCCUUGUGGCAACGCGGUGCUCCCAGAAUUCGUCACAUACGAGGGAUACUAAUAGAAGAAGAAGAAGUGAAAGCGAGAAAAAGUAAAAAAGUCAACGACGAUAAAGAGGGUGAAUCGGAAAGCGCGGAAGUCAUGGCCGCGGGCAACGCUUUCUACUACUGUCCCCUGUGCAGCAACAAAAAAGCAUUUUACACGAGAAAUCCAGACUGUUUUAGAUCUCACCUGUAUCAAGAGCUAAAUUAUCAACAGUUUGUGUGCACGAUAUGUAGUAAAAUGUUCACGGAUAAAAAAGACUAUGAAAAACACCACGUGAAAAAUCACGGAGACAAACCUCAAUCGUUUAAAAGAACCAAAGAAGACAGUGAAAUUUUAUUUUGGGUCGAUAAAGUGAUAGCAAAACAAAAAGAAGAAAUUGAAAAUAAGAAAAGACUUUUAACUAGCGGAAACGACGAGACUUUAAGAGAAGAACAACAAAGAGUGCAAAAGAAAAGGAAAAAAUCUGACUGA
Molecule: messenger RNA, 11580 nt
Organism: Pediculus humanus corporis (human body louse)
Lineage: Eukaryota; Metazoa; Arthropoda; Insecta; Psocodea; Pediculidae
Product: zinc finger protein, putative
Exons: 12
Coding region: 1-11580 (3859 amino acids)
Cellular component (GO): nucleus
Source: RefSeq, a predicted model, not a curated record